CUCUGUUAUCAGUGUGCCACAGCGCCUCCUGGUGGGCAGCCGCGGAUUGAGCCUCCACCGGAUUGGCUGAGCGGUUGUCAGGAGUGUUUACAGGAAACAUGGCUUCCCUGUCUGCUGGAGAGCUUCAAGAAAUGGAAGUGGACCGGAGGGGUGAGUCCGAGGAGUCUGGGGAUGAUGAGACCAAGAAGAAGAGUAUCAACGGAGACGUGGACCCCAAUCAGCCCGCUACCACAAGUAAAGAAGAGUCUCCGGUUGACAUGGAAACCAUAACGUUGGACCCUGAGGAAGAGGAUGUUGAUCUUGUUCAUUGUCGUAUUGGAAAGAUUGAAGGAUUGGAGGUGCUACAAAAGGCUAAAACACUCUCCUUACGACAAAACCUCAUUAAAAAGAUAGAAAACCUCGACAGUUUGAGAUCACUGCAGGAACUAGAUUUCUACGACAAUCAGAUCCGCAAACUGGAGAACCUGCACACCCUCACAGAGUUGGAGCAGCUCGAUGUGUCCUUCAACGUUUUGAGGAAAGUGGAGGGUUUGGAGCACUUGACUCGGCUGAAGAAACUUUUUCUACUUCACAACAAAAUUGGCAGCAUUUCCAACUUGGAACACUUCACAGGCCUGGAGAUGCUGGAGCUGGGCUCCAAUCGAAUCAGGGUCAUAGAGAACCUGGAUACUCUCUCAUCAUUGCAAAGUUUGUUUCUUGGCACCAAUAAAAUAACUACGCUUCAGAAUUUUGAUGGUUUACACAACCUGACUGUCUUAAGUAUUCAGAGUAAUCGGAUUACUAAAAUUGAGGGUAUGCAGGGCCUUGUCAACCUGAGAGAGCUCUAUCUGAGCCACAAUGGCAUUGAGGUCAUCGAGGGCUUGGAGAACAAUAAAAAGCUCACAACCCUGGACAUCGCAGCCAAUCGAGUAAGAAACAUUGAGAACAUCAGCCAUCUGACGGAGCUGCAGGAAUUCUGGAUGAACGAUAAUCAAAUUGAUAACUGGUCAGACCUCGAUGAGCUGAAGAACGCCAAAUCUCUGGAGACGGUCUACCUCGAAAGAAACCCGCUACAGAAGGACCCACAGUACCGACGAAAGAUCAUGCUGGCGCUACCCAGUGUACGCCAGAUUGACGCAACCUUCAUCCGCUUCUAAACUGCAGCAUACGACAAACCUGCCAACUUCACAGUGUUCUCCCUCACCUCUCUCACCUCUCUCACCUCUCUCACCUCUCUCACCUCACUCCCCUGCCUAUAGAAACACAUUGGCCUCACUGAGUCAUGUAGUCACUCCGUACACAUAUAUACAUUCCAACAAUAAACUCACCCAUGGCUCACUCAACAUACAUACAUACAUACAUGCAUGUAUGUAUGCACUCAUUCACACCUUGAUCUAUACUAUUGUAGGGAAGCUUAUUUAUUUUAUUAAGCUGGAUAUGAACUGUGAAAGUAACUGAUGCCCAUCAUACCCCCCCCCCACACACACACACACACCUUUCCUCUGCAUUUGUUUUUAUUUUAAUGUUUUGCAUGUAUAGGACACUGUAUGGAGACAUCUCCCUCCUCAAUCAUACAGUGCCCAUUAGCAAAUAAGAAACCAGUCUCAUUUACUGCAUUGUUGAAGUUGCACUGCGAACAUAAGAUAGGAAAAGGGAGGCAUUGUUAAUAGUUGAGGGACUUUAUUGUGGCUUUAUUCGUUCUGGUUGAACAGGAUGAGACUGUUCUCACCACGUACAACAUUUAAACAUCGACACUAAAGGGAGAGUCCAUGACAAAAUAUGAUUUACGUAUUUUAGUCUUCAGAAUACAUGUUGUGUUAUUUGAAUUAAAAGGCUUCAGAAUGGAUCCAGAUAGUAAACAUGUUUGUCACGGAAUCAUCUAAAAUGAAGCCUUAGAUCCUGAUCCUCUUCAGUAAAGUGGCAUUUUACAUAUCAGCAUAAACUGAUGAGUCAUUUUAAUGAAGAAGUCUAUUCCUUCAAAACAGCUCAGAGGCCGAUUUUCUGUUCAACAAGAGUGACUUGUGCAGUAGAAUAAAGCUAAUGAGAAUGUAAGAUCAUUUUAAUGUGUUCACAAAGAUUGUUUUGUAAGCAGUGGUACACCCCCCACCCCGUUCUGUAAGUCACUGCCCACACUUAGUUUUUUCACCUCUGCCUUUGAGGUUAUGUUUUCACCCGUGUCCAUUGGUUUGCUUUGUUUUUUUGUCAUCAGGUAUAAGCAAAAAGUGCUGAACCAAUCCUUCUACCACUUGGUAGAGGGAUUGUUCAUGGGGCAGGGAAGAACCUGUUCAAUUUUGAUGCAGUUCAUGUUAAAGGGGUGAAUCUAGUCAUUUUUAUUCAGCCAUGUGCUCUGAGUAGUAUUGUUUUUUGUAACCUUAAAUACAUCACUGAUAACAGCCUUGGUUCUCUUUUGGUCAUACAUUUUAUUUGAAGUGAUCACAGGAAUAUGUCGACUGGUUUUGAAGGGAAUUCGCUUGUGAAGGGCAGAGGUUGACACCAACGGGUGAUGUUUUCCAAUGUAAGAUAAACUUCAUGCAGUGUGCAGACCCGAUUUUCCAGAAUUACUUUAGACACCACAUUGACACGUUUAGUAUUAAUUCUUUCUUAAGUAAAGAAAUACUGAUGUAUAUUGAUUGGCUAUUUUGCCAUGUUGAAACAAUAGUGAAUUAUUUAUGGUCUCUUUUAUAUAAAGCUUGAGUGCACUUGAUUAAUUCCCAUUUAAAAUUAAAAGGCAUCUUUUAUAUGAAAGUAAUUUCCCAUCUCAGGGCGAAAAGGUCACACGUCACAGGGGUGCAGAAAUCUCAGAUUUCAGCACAUCCCUGGAUUAGAAUUAAAUUACCUGUAAAUGAGUUUAUAGUGGCCUGAGGCAAUACUCGAUCGAAAUAACAUCAUGCUUUGUAUCAUGGAGAUAUCAGUAGCUAACAGUUCUUUUUUCAAUGGAAUAGAAAUUGCGGUUGCAAACCCUUUAAAUCUGAUUGUUCACGGUUAACAAACUUUACCAUAGCUCAACUGGAGAACAUUAAUAAGCCCAUAUGAGCAAAACUGAGGGACAUUAUGAUUUACUGAUUAUCUCGAUAUGGAUGUACUAUCGUUUUAUAUUUGGUUUUAAAUUACUAUACAAUUGGCCAGUGGGAUUGGAGCUGUCACUUUGUGUAUUUGUAAAUAUAAUUUGGACAUGUCAUGUAGAAAGUCGGUGCCGUUAUCACCUUCCCUUUGUAAAGUGAUAAACUUUUUCUUUCUUGUUUACGCCAGGCAGCACAACAGAUGGGUGAGGGAUACGAUAAUAAAGAUAACAUGACCUUUAGUGGCCAUUGAAUGAGCAA
Molecule: messenger RNA, 3299 nt
Organism: Hippoglossus stenolepis (Pacific halibut)
Lineage: Eukaryota; Metazoa; Chordata; Actinopteri; Pleuronectiformes; Pleuronectidae
Gene: ppp1r7
Product: protein phosphatase 1, regulatory (inhibitor) subunit 7
Exons: 10
Coding region: 99-1136 (345 amino acids)
Molecular function (GO): protein binding
Source: RefSeq, a predicted model, not a curated record